UCAUAUACGUUACUUUUCAUAUUUUUAAUAAAAUAAAUACUAAUUAUGAUAAAAACUUCUUUGCUAUUACUAUCUGUAUUCAUACUGUUAACUGAAACCACAAUGAACUCAAGAAGAAACACUGACAUAUACAAUAGUCUUAUUAAAAAUUAUGGAUGGAAAGAUUUAAAGGAUGUGAAAUAUGUUAAAUAUCGGCUAAAAUAUUAUAUUUUACAAAAUCAUCUAGAAGCUGCUACACUUCUCACUUGCAAUCAAGGAGUUCGUGUAUUAACUGUAAUGUUGGCAUGUUCGUACGCAAAAUAUAUAAAUAUACUAUCUUUGCUAUUCAUACAAUUUGGAGAAUAUUGUAAAAGUUUGAUUAACAAAAGAAAUCCUUUAUUAAAUGAAUAUGGUUGCACUAUAGAGUUAAUGAAAAUUUUACAAAAAAUUCCAUCAUUAGCAACAUUAAUGAAAGAAACACUUUUAGUUUUAGACUAUCUGCAUACAAAUCCAAAGAAAAAUAAUUUAGUUUUUUACAAUUUCUUAUUAUAUUUAGAAGAAUGUAACAGCAUUUUAAAAGACAAUAUCCUUAAAGAAAAUGAAUUAUCAACAAUAGCAACAAUUUUCAAACAUAUUGAUUCGUUUUUUAAUUUUAUACAUGUUAAUAUUAAAGAGGAUAGUUCGACAUAUUGUCAAUUUGAACAAUUUGAUAUAGCAUCGAUUUGGGAAAAAUGGGAUGAAGAAUAUAAAUACAAAAAUAAUAUAGAUGAAACAUUUCAAUUCUACCAUUAUCUGAGUCAAAAAAUUAAUUUAAUAAUUCAUUCUAUAAUUAUGAACCUUUUUCAUAACCUAGGAUUUCAGUAUGAUCGAAAAACCCUACAAAUUGGUAUACCAUUACCAAAUAAGUAUAUUACUGCCGAUUUAGCAUUUUUCAAAAGACAUAACGAAACUUCUGAAAAUAAUCAAAGUGAAUAUGAAAUAAAAGAAAUAAAGCAUCAUUUGGAAAAUCAGUGGAUACUAGAGCUUAUAGCUUCAUUAAAUAAUGAAUUGAAUAAUGUAUUUAAUACCAAUGAAGAACUACAAUUUAUCGAUUUUCUCGGACAAGAAUUGAAUAAUGUAUCUCAAACCAAUGAAGAACUACAACUAAUUGAUUUUCUGGGACAAGAAUUGAAUAAUGUAUCUCAAACUAAUGAAGAACUACAACUAAUCAAUUUUCUCGAACGAGAAGUAAAUAAUGUACCUCAAACUAACAAAGAUUUACAAAUAAUCAAUAAUCCCGAACAAGGACUAAAAAACGACGAUUCAUGUGAAGAUAUUUUAGAGACAAUGGACACUGACGAAAAUAUAGAGGAUUAUAUCAAGUUUUUUUAAUCUUUUAUAUUUUUAUAAACUCUCCUCUUUUAUUAAACUUUGAUAACAUAAUUUUUUUUUAAUUUAAUGUAAAUGUAAACACAUUUUGUGUAACCAUCGAAGCCUAGUUGAAUAGUUUUUAAUUUAAUUGUAUCGUGUUUUUUAGCUUCGAUGAUAAGCUUAAAAGGUAUUAAUUUUACUAUGAUGUGUUUUUUAUUUUAUUUAUUUAUUUUUUUUUUUGUGUCUGUGAACGCUCAAUCUCAGCUCUCGCUGGACCGAUUUUGAUUAACAAUACGUCAAAAGAUCAUAAAUUGUAUCUAGUCAAAGACAUUACCUUCAAAAAUUGAAAAAAAUUCCAUCGUUCCCCGUAAACGGGAAAAUCCCCUAAAAAAUUACAAAUUUAAAAACCACAAUUGUCGACAUGUUUUUACUAGAAACUGCCAUAACUUUUUUAAAAAUGACUGAAUCGAUAAAAAAUUUUUUUAUAGAUACCUUAGAUAUUUACCUAUCAUUUAAUAUAUUAUUGUAAACAUUCGACCUUUUACCAGCUACAGGAAAGGAUUCAAAAUGGCAACUUUUUCACAAAAAAUUAACUUUUGAAAAUGUUCCGGAAGACUGACACUUUUAUAUUUACCUUAAAUUAUGUAAUAUAACAUAAUUUGAAAAAAAAUAAUUUGACCUCUGGACUUAUCUUGGUGGUGAAAUUCCUUGUAGUCCUGUGUAUUUAUUCAUAAGUAACAAAAAUGUUUUAUUGAAAAGUACUGCAUCAAGCCCUUUAAAUUUUAAUACGUGUUAUAGGUAAAGAAAUAUACAACUACUGUUGGCAUAAGGGUUCUUUUCUUAUAGCAGUUGAAACCUGUUUGUCUUUUACCCAGUAAUUACAUAAAUUAAUUGUGUCCUACACAAAAUUCAACACACAUAUGUGUAUAUAUAUAAAUAUAUAUAUUAAAUAUUUAUUUUACAGCUCACAAGAAAUAGGAGUGACAGUGAUAAGCUUCAUUCUAAGAACUUGUGUUAUUAAUUCUUGAUAUUACUUGUUCUUAUUGAUCGUUUCUUCUUAUAGACCCAGCUCUAUUAAAUUAUAUCAGAUCCAACUGGUGAAUAAACAUCUAAUUCUCACUCCGAUUAUGUGACAACCUUGUCACUUAUGAUUCUGUUGAGAUCAGUACAAUGCACAGAAAAAGACAAUCCUUUCAAUUUCACUUGUUUUCAAAAAACCAGGUACAUCUCUAUUAGAUAGACCGCACUCUUACAAACUUUUUGCAAUAUACUAUCAGUGUAUUGGCGAUGAUAUCAUUAAACAGUAUCGCCAACGUUGCUCUUUGAUGCGCAAGCAACUACAUUAUUAUUUUUAUAACAUCUCCGUAUAGAUUAUAAUAUUAAAUUAAUGAUUAUCAAUUUAAUACUAAAUUUAAUUAAUAUAAUUAGUAUUUAUGCAUAUAUUAUAAUUUAAAAUCAAAAAACUAGUAAUCAGGAUAUAAUUAAAGAAAUAGGAGUUAAUUUUGCUUUUGGAAUAAUCCACUAAUUUCUUAAAAUUAAACUUUAUCUACAGAUUUGCAACAAAGCGUUUCUUAUUAUAGUGAUUUUAACUGUGCUAUCGUUUUUAAAUCUAUAUUUACCUACAAUUGAUAUAUUUUUUGUAUAAUGGGAUUCUUUACUUGUCCAUAGAUAAAUUAAAAAUGAUAACUUUUUUACAAAAACUUUAUUAUUCAACAUAACUUUUAAAAAUGUUCCGGAAAUACUGACACUUUUAAAUAUCUUAAACUAAACCUUAUGUACACUUAAUUUGAAAAAAAAAUUUAACUUCUGCGAAUAUUCAUUUUAUCAUAAAAAUACUAUUAUAAAGUUAUAGAAAUUUGUAUAACUAGAUAAAAAUGUCGAGAUGAAAAAUAUCAGAAGGUUUUUUAAUUUUUUAAUUAAUAACACUUCAGAAAAGUUGUAUCCUUAUAAUUAAAUUGUCGGUUUUCUUAAAUUCUUUUUUCUUAAAAAAUAUUUUUUAUAUAGUUUUAAUUUUGAGUCAUGAGCCACAAAUUAUCAAUUUUUAUUAUUUAGAACUCAUAGUUACAAUUGAAUGAAUAUAUGUGGAUAAUAUUUGUAUUGUAUAACCAAAUAAAUCCAGUAGGAAAGGAGUAUGUAAAAAAAAAACUUAGCUAAAUAAAACCAACAUAAUUUUAAUUACGCAUCGAAGUUUAAA
This is a messenger RNA of Daktulosphaira vitifoliae (grape phylloxera), 3523 nucleotides long. RefSeq lists its product as uncharacterized. The coding region runs from base 46 to 1350 and encodes 434 amino acids. Lineage: Eukaryota; Metazoa; Arthropoda; Insecta; Hemiptera; Phylloxeridae. The record is from RefSeq and is a predicted model, not a curated record. The transcript has 8 exons.